AUGUCAUCAGAUGAGCCAACCUGUCGUAAUCCUCUUGAACAAAACAGCACUGAUGAUUGUAUGAAUACGAAAAAGGCUGAUAUAACGGUAGAUGGCAAGUUCACAUCAAGCUCACGUGCUUCGAAUGAGAAAAAAAACGUGCCGUAUGGUCAAACAGUCAUUGGAAAUAUGAAUACCAAAACUUCGCCGACAACUGAAAAUAAUAUAAUUGGUUCACAGUCCAUUGUAUUUCCAGCAUCAAUUUGCCCUAAAGCAGCAGAAUAUAUAGCACAGGGUUACCAAGAAUUGCCGCUUAGAAAAAGAGAUGAUCAUCUCCUUUUUGCACGUCCUUAUGAUGAAGUAAGUAUGGACACAACAACGACGACGACAAAACCAGAAAGUGUAACGGGUGGAAAUAGAGGAACUGUCUGUCCCUAA
Molecule: messenger RNA, 417 nt
Organism: Didymodactylos carnosus
Lineage: Eukaryota; Metazoa; Rotifera; Eurotatoria; Philodinida; Philodinidae
Source: the annotation of a GenBank genome assembly